CGCACGCAUGUAUUAUGCUGCCAUAAUAUGUUUCUCGUAAUGCAAUAAAAAGAGCAUUUUUGCUCACACUGAUGGUUUCACUGUCCAUUAACAUGGUUGGGGGUUUCUGACAUUUAAAAAGCUGGGUUUAGGCACAUUUUCAACAUAAAAUGAUGGAUGAGACCGGAUUUUACCUGAAUUAACUCUUUUUCCGAGGUCACCUGUUGAGAAGGUGCAAAUUGCAUAAAUGAUUUCAAGCUGAGAUCGUAACGCACACGCGCGUUAGUGUCUCCAUCUGUGUGUGCGCUUUGGUGUUGCGUGUGUUUUUUUUUUCAGGCUGGCACACACUGAAGUCUGCCAGCGGACGCUUGCGGUGGCAUACCGUGACAGUGCAGCUUUACCGGAGCGUAGCCAAAUGAGAGUCGAGCCCGUCCAUCCAUCCAUCCAUCCAUCCAUCCGUCCAUCCAUGCGUUACCGGGGAAACAGAUGGGCACGUUCGCGCUCGGACCUGUUGUUUGUAGGAUCAUCGAGCUGAGCGUUUCGCCAAAGCUACGGGAAUAAGUGAGUUUCUCCUGGGUUGGAUCACGUUUGGAGCCUCAGUCGUGCGCUGCGCGUCUCCGCCGCUCCGCUCAUCAGAUGAUGCUGCUGCGUGUUCACGGGUCCUCCUCCGGUACCACCGGCAUUACUCACGCACCGGCGGAGUGAGAACAGCUGAAGAUGAUCCUCAGAUGAACAGGUCGGGGAAACUUUUCCUGGGAGAUGUUCAGGGCAGUUUGGAUAUCUGACGGCCACGACGAUGAGUUUGUUUAAACACAGCGGAAGAGGAAAUUUAACAGGUGCGUAAUUGUCGCUCGAGCAUGAAUCCCAGUGGCUUCUGGCGCCUUCUCCAGUUCAGAAGCUCUUUGGAGAUCACGCGGGGAGCGCGCUAGUUGAUGGCACUGCGCGCCGGGAGGACUUUGCUUUGGUUCGGGCAGGUUUUGCGCAGAGUUUCGCGGCUGCAGGGCUUGUGGUCCCGGCGCUCCAGCAGUCUGCUGUGUCUCUCCACCAGCCAGGACCACGACCAAGGGACCUGUUACAACCGCAACCGGUGUCCGAAGACGCAGCAGCAGCAGCACUGCCCCUAUCCGCCCUUUCCAGACUGCUGCUGCGCCUUCCCGGGGGAUAAGAGGGGACAUGAACCCCUCAGCCGGCGGUUCCUGGUGGCCAUGAAGAGGCAGAACGUGCGGACGCUGUCCCUGAUCGUCUGCACGUUCACCUAUCUGCUGGUCGGGGCCGCGGUCUUUGACGCGCUCGAGUCGGACUUCGAGAUGCGGGAGAAGGAGCAACUGGAGGCUGAGGAGAAGCGCCUCCAGGGCAAGUACAACAUCAGUGAGGAUGACUAUAAAAAGCUGGAGACCAUCAUCAUGGAGGCCGAGCCGCACAGAGCGGGGGUCCAGUGGAAAUUUGCAGGGUCCUUUUACUUUGCCAUCACUGUCAUAACCACUAUAGGUUAUGGCCACGCGGCUCCAGGCACUGAUGCUGGAAAGGCAUUCUGCAUGUUUUACGCGGUGCUCGGGAUCCCUCUGACGCUGGUGAUGUUCCAAAGCCUCGGCGAGAGAAUGAACACCUUCGUGAAGUACAUGCUAAAGCGCAUCAAGAAGUGCUGUGGGAUGCGCAUCACGGAAGUCUCCAUGGAGAACAUGGUGACCGUGGGCUUCUUCUCCUGCAUGGGAACACUCUGCAUCGGUGCGGCGGCUUUCUCCCAUUACGAGGACUGGAGUUUCUUUCAGUCAUAUUACUAUUGUUUCAUAACACUCACCACCAUCGGGUUCGGGGACUUUGUGGCCCUGCAGAAGAACAAAGCUUUGCAGAGAAAGCCUCUCUAUGUGGCGUUCAGCUUCAUGUACAUCCUAGUGGGGCUGACAGUCAUCGGGGCUUUUCUCAACCUGGUGGUACUACGCUUCUUGACCAUGAACAGCGAGGACGAGCGGCGGGACGCCGAGGAGAGGGCUUCCCUGGCGGGGAACCGCAGUAGCAUGAUCAUCCACAUCCAGGAGGACACGCUGCAGAGGAGUCGACGGAGACGAGAACAGCAGCAGCAGCGCUACAGAUCCGAGGUCACCGACCUUCAGUCCGUUUGCUCCUGCAUGCACUACCAUUCGCACGAGUUUGGGAGCUCGGUCGGCCUCGGGUUGGGAAUGGGAGGAGGAAGUGGCGGCGGUGGCGCCUUUCAGCACCAGAACUCGUUCGGCUCCCAGUUGAGCCCUCACCAGUACCAUCACUACCACUCGACGGUGUCCUACCGCAUAGAGGAGAUCUCGCCGAGCACGCUGAAAAACAGCUUCCUUCCCUCCCCCAUCAGCUCCGUCUCGCCCGGGCUGCACAGCUUCACGGAAAACCUCCGGCUCAUGAGACGACGCAAGUCCAUCUGAGGGCCGACGGCAAUCGCUGAACACACAUAUCCAAUGCUGCUGCUCUACCAAACCUCAUCCGGCACUUUUUUUGUCAUUUUUCUGGCUGACGUCGGACCGACAGGACAUUUGAUCGCUUGGUGGAUAUAUUGGAACUCGGUUAAAAAGCAUGAAGCAUGGAUAUCUAUUUUUGCAGAAAACAUCGCCUGGGCCUUCUUUGCCCUUUUGAGCAGCACCUAAGUGGAUUUGGAUAUAAUAAUACCAUCCUGAUAUCUUAUCAGACGAUGCACACUUGUGUUUUGAAUAAUACAGAGGGAGAUAAAUAUAUAUAUAUAUAUAUAUAAUAUUUUUUAAGGGACAUGUGAAAAUGUGCGUUUUAUCAAACUGUGAGCAACCUCUGGUUCUUUCUUAAGAUUCAAGUGCCACACCACAGAAGGAGAAAUAACGAUAAAACUGAUUUGAAAAGGACUACGCAGUAUCAGGUAUUGUUUUCUAUAAGCAAUUCUAUUUAAGAGAAAUAAGACAUUGAUUCACAUCAUGCCAAAAUAUUGUUGCCAACCAUAGCAUGUGCAUUAGUUGUCGUUUGAUGUGCGUCAUCAUUUCCGUUUACCUUUUCGUUUUCCGUUUGUUUGUUUAAUUUUGAUCGAAGGUUUUCUGUAAAUUAUACAUGUAUGUAGAGACUUUCCAAGUGCGAAUUUAGAGGUGACAGAUGAGAGACGGCAGAAGGAGAAUAAUUGCAUGUGCUUUGUUCAAACUGAUAUGCGUAUAUUGUCACGAGGCGAACCGAUAGCACUGGAUCCAAUAUUAAAAGCAAAUAAUCCUUUAAAAAGUUUUUCUUUUUUUAAAUGAAAGUCGAACUAAACAUCCACUAAAACAGGGCCUCACGAAUGGGAACGUAACAGCAUCGCGGAUGAUUGUUAUUCAUCGUUAUUUAUAUAAACAACAGCACGGCUAUUAUUCCAUUGUGAACAAUCAAUGUAUAAUGUAUGCUAACCCUAGCAAUGAUUGCUUUUUUCUCGACCAUAACCAUGGCAUUUAUUUGAAUGAGACUUAUUUAAAUGCAUCAAUAAAGACAGUUAUUUAUGUAUUUUACACUUUGAUGAUGUCUUCAGAGGAUGCCCUGCAAAUGAGAUGGUACCUCAUAAACCUAAAAAUUGCUCGGAUGUUGAUUGAAAAACAGUGCAUCUCUUUUAGGAACGGUCUGGAUGUAAUCAACAGUUCUCAUUCUCUGCUUGUGGUAGGGAAUGUUUUUGCAUCUGAUAUAACUAAACCUUUUAUAACUCUUUUAUUUGGUCUUACUAGAUAUAAUAUCGGAGUAUCUGUGCUACAGUUAGGAUCCAGUAAAGCAGAGUUGGAGUUAAGACCAGACCCUACAAGACCCAGACCAUGACUUGAUGCUUUGAGGCCCAGAUCCAGACCAAUACCUGUCCAAGUAUGAGUUUGUCCCUUUUACAUAACAUCUUGCUAAUUUGCUGUAAUCAUGAAGACACCUUUGGUUGAAUUAGAAUUUUAAGAAUGAAAAGAUCUUAAAGAAGUUCACUUCCAGAAUGAAAAUUUCCUGAUGGUUUACUCACCCCCAUAUCAUCCAAGAUGUUCAUGUCCAUCUUUCUUUGGUCAAAAAGAAAUUCAGGUUUUUGAGGAAAACAUUCCAGGUUUUUCUUCAUAUAAUGGACUUUAAUGGUGGCCAACAGUUUGAAGGUCCAAAUUGCAGUUUUAAUGCAGCUUCAAAGGGCUCUACACAGUCCCAGCCUUGGAAUAAGGGUCUUAUCUAGCGAAAUGACCGGUCAUGUUUAGGGUUGCCCCCUAAUAGUCGACUAACUGUUAGUUGAUGAGAAGAGGCUUGGUCGACCAAAAUUUUAUUAGUCGCUUAUGUCCGUUUAGACGACAGAAUUUUCAGCCAAAAAUGCAUUUUUGCUGUUCGUGUACAUGACAAUGGUGUUUUGAAACCGGGUUUCAAAGUGCACGUUUUUGAAAAUGGCACCCAAUAUGGAAAUCUUUGAAAACGGUAACGUCAUGCACGUGCGUAGUACGUGUUAGGUAUGUAGUCAUGAGCAGUACGUGAUGAUUUUAAAGGCAAGCGUGAACAAACAGUCCGCCAACUUCUGGCCUGGCAUACGUAAUACAGUUUUUUUUUUUCAGUUUUCGUGGAUAUGUGUAAACGCGAAUCGUUUUGAAAACGUUGUGUAUACAUGAAACUGUAAGGGAAAAACUUGUCCAUUUUCGACUACAUCGCUGUCGUGUAAGCAUAGUCUUAGUCACAGAAAAAUGAAAACCACAUAAAGAGGUGAAGUCAUGCAGUCCGUGACGGACAGAUCGUUAACGGCUGGUCUAUGUGGUAAUGCAGUACAUCAGGAAGGACAUCUAAAUGCCCACCUAUCAUUCAUUGACGUCAAAUAUGGCUUUUCAUCUGAAAGAUGUAUGUAGUAACUUUACAUGGCAGCUGAAUCUAAUGUUAACCUAGAAAAAAUGUGCACUAUUUAAGUAUCUGUGCGGAGUGUGGAAGCUGAACAGAAGCGUGCUUACUGCAUGACAGAUGGAGGUGCUGGUGCGGUCACUUGCACUUAAAAUACUGUCAUUUUUGGUCAUACAGAUAAAAGUAAUACAUCUUUUGAAUCUGUAAAGACACUACGUUUAUUUGUGCGCACACACAAUAGCAACAAAAUGUUGCGCUUUUUUAAAAUAAUUAAAGCAUUAUCUGGGAACUUGAGCGUGAAACUUCGAAACUCUGAGUACACUUGCCUUACAGACAUGAAAAGUAUAUCCAUAGAGAGAAAUUAGUACUUUUAAAAAUGAACCAAUUAAAACAGAAAACAAAUAUUCUCCUAUUAUGUAAUCCAUAGGAAACAUGCAUACAGGUGCAUCCACUACUGUGGAUAUGAUAAAUCAGUGUUGUCGACUUCAUGUCUUAAGAUGAAAACAAAAAAAGCACUAGAUUAUCAAUAAAUUAUUUAAACCUUAAUGCAGCCUCCUUACUGUUUUUGCAUGACACAUUCAUAAUCGUAUCUGCUGGUGCGCUGUGGCAAGUUUUUUUUUUUUGUGCGCCUCAGCGUUUUUAUCAGGCUAUGUAGGCAAUCAAAGGCUCAUUAUUACGAUUAUAUGGUUUAUUAAUAAACAAGCGACUAAUAGUCAACUAUUGCUUAAAAUGAAUGUCUACUAGUCGACCAGAAAAGUCUUUAGUUGUAGUCAUGUUCUAAGAAAAAAUACAAAUUGAUAUACUUUUUAACCACAAAUGCUUGUCUCGCACUAGCUCGACCUUGCGCAUUACGGAAAUGCGCGCACGUGGUGUAGGCAGAAACACAGACCCAAUGUUUACAAAGCAAACAUGCAAAGACCUUUAAUGCCCUUUACAAAAAAAGUUAAAACAAUGAUGUCAGACGAUUUUGAAGACAAAAUGAGGAGAUUUUCACCCUACCUAAGUACACAAAUGAAGAACAAACCACGCAUGACUUUUCCAACGUGAUGAUGUAAUUUGCAAGACAAGCAUCACAGAGCUAGUGCAAGAUGAGCAUUUGUGGUUAAAAAGUAAAAAACUUUUAUUUAUUUAUUUUAUUUUUUUAAAGAAAAUUACCAAUUGUUUCGCUAGAUGAGAGACACUUAUUCCACAGCUGGGAUCAUGUAGAGCGAUUUGAAGCUGUAUGAAACUGCAGUUUGGACCUUCAGCCCACUGGCCAACAUUGAGGUCCACUAUAUAGAGAAAAUUCCUGGAAUGUUUUCCUCAAAAAAAACUUAAUUUCUUUGCAGUUGAAAAAAGAAAGAGAUAAACAUCUUGGAUGACAUGGGGGUGAGUAAAUUAUAAGAAUGCAACAUUCAUGUGGUCUUGAUGGGUCUUCAAGACUCCAACUCUGACAAUAGCGAACCAAAAAAUAACAUCGCAAAUAAGGGAUUUUUUAAAUGGAUGUAGAAGGCUGUGUGAUAAGAUUCGAUGUGCAUUUAAUUUCAGAAGUUUUAAUUGAGAAUUGAUCUCUAAUUUCAGUCCUGUUGAUCAAAUCAGAAGCAUUCAGAGUGGUGAAGUUUUCACCUAAAAUCCAAGAAUCACAUGCAGACGACAAAUAAUAAAUCAGAUGAAAUGUGACACAAUGAAUCAGUUAUUAAAAAUUACCCAAACCUUUUAGGUGGUAAGUGACAUCCAGACUGGAACCUUGCUGGUAUUUUCUUAAAAAAUAAUCUUGAAUAAUUAUCUUGAUGUGGAUCACUGAGGUAUGCAAAGCCCAAAGUGCCCGCUAAAGUAAUUCGGUUUCAGACAAGACUAAUUAAUGAGAGACAUUCCCGAGGGACUCCGGCGUUCCCGUGCACUCUUUUAGUCAAUUUCCGAGUCUGGCAGUGGGAAGCGGUUUCAGGCUCAAAAAGCUCACCCUUCUAAUACCAAUCAACUUGACGUCUGACAUUCUGGAUUUCACAGCAUAUGUUGCAGCACUCAUGUAAAUUUAUGUAAAUCGCUACCAUUUUAUAAAAUUGUACAGUGCAUAUAUUGUAAGUAGUUAUAUCCUUGACAAAUUACAAAGGCAUAUUUUAAACUCAGAUGCAUUCCCAUUUUUACAGCAUUCAGCAUACUGUGCCUUGAAGGGGUAUCUUUCAAAUGUGGAGUUUGUAUUUCAUUAAGGCACAUACUCAAAUUCAUAUUCAGAUGUAGAAGCAAACAAAUUAAAAGACUUUGUUGUCAAAGCAAAAGCUCCCCCCAUGUAUUCACAUGGAAGACAUUACAUCAAAUAAAACCAAAGCAACUAAUCCUCACGAAUGCCGCCGCCACCGCCCAAACGAUGCACAAACUUAUAUUUUAGCGUGAACACUGUCUGAAAUGCGUCCGUUAUUUCACUAGCACAAUUACAGCUUUAUUUGCCACUUUUUAUUGGUUGUCACUUUAACCUAUGUAUGUACAUGAUGGUUCCUGGGGUCAGGAGAGAAUAACAUGUAUUUUACAUCGAUAAACUGUACUUGCAUUCUAUAUGUAAUAGCCUGAUGAUAAUUACUCAGACAGAUGAGCUUGUAUGUAUGGACUAGAUGAAAUGUAAUAAGCUUAUGACUGGCAACAGAUCCACUGCUGUGGAGAGACACUGACAAAUAAAACAUAUGUAUCAAAAUACAUAUCAAUCCACCCUAAUUCAUUUAUAAGAGAGAUAUUGUUUAAUAAUAGUUAUAUUAAAUAAAACUUCAAGGAAUAGUUGACCCACAAUUAGAAAAUUUGCUGAAAAUAUAUGGAACAGAUUUGGAGAAAUGCAGCAUUGCAUUACUUGGUCACCAAAGGAUCCUCAACAGUGAAUGGGUGCCGUCAGAAUAGGAGUCCAACACAGCUGAUAAAAACAUCACCUUAAUCCACAAGUAAUCCACACCACUCCAGUCCAUCAUAUAACAUCUUAUGAAGCAAAAAGCUGUGUGUAAUAAACAAAUUUAUCAUUAAAAUGUUUUUAAAAUUACUUUUAGCUAAAAUACAAGUCCGUAAUCCAUAAUAACGCUUCCUACAGUGAAGAAGUCCAUCUCCUGUUGUCCUCUCACAUCAAAAUACAAUAACAUAUUUUUGACCCUGGACCACAAAACCAGUCAUAAGGGUAAAUUUUUUUGAAAUUGAGAUUUAUACAUCAUCUGAAAGUUGAAUAAAUAAGCUUCCCACUGAUGUAUGGUUUGUUAAUAUAGGAUAAUAUUUGGGUGAGAUACAACUCUUUGAAAAUCUGGAAUCUGAGGGUGCAAAAAAAAAAGUUCUUAGCAAUGCAUAUUACUAAACAAAAAUUAUGUUUUGAUAUAUUCACAGGAGGAAAUAUACCAAAUAUCUUUAAUGGAACAUGAUCUUUACCCAUACAAUGUAUUUUUGGCUAUUGCUACAAAUAUCCCCCUGCUACUUAAGACUGAUUUUGUGGUUCAGGGUCACAUUUGUUUAAAACUUUGUUUUUUUCUUCUUCUCAUAAACAUUGCUUGAUCUGUGUGUAUUUCUUUCCUGAUUCAGACAAGGCAACUUUUUCACUGGAGGAAGCAAUAAUGAGAAUAGGGAUCUUGUGAAGUGAAAAGCAGCAUGACAUUUUUAAUUGCAAACCAGUGUAGCUUCCAGCUAAAUGACAAGGUGUUAAUUGAUGGUCUGGAGUCAUGUGGAUUAUUGUGAUGUUUUAAUCAGCUGUUUGGACUCUCAUUCUGACGGCACCCAUUCACUGCAGAGGAUCCAUUUGUGAGCAAGCGAUGUAAUGCUAAAUUACUCCAAAUCGGUUCCCAUGAAGAAACAAACAUUUGUAUAUUGACGGCCUGAGGGUUGUGUACAUUUCAGCAAAUUUCCAUUUGUGAUUGUCUAUCACAGUUUUGCAUAAUUUUAUGUCAUCUGUCUGAUCUGUUUACUCUCAGCUACUAUAUUUUUGUCUUAAUGCUACAGGAAUAUUGCACUAUUAAAUCUGUCUGUCCACCCACAGCAGUGUGAAUCACGCUGCCGCUUAAAUAUGAUUAUUCACAAUAAUCUCCACAUGUUGCUCUGUAUUUAUUUCUAUAAUAAUCUCUUUCUGCAAUAGAAUGCAUUAUCAGUGGAUCUUUUAAGAUCCCACUGCAUCAAAUAAUCUGUGUGAUCCUGUCCGACUAAAGAAGGGGAUCCGUCAUGAUACAGAUUCGAUCUCUGGACUGUCAGAACAACAUACUUGUUUAUUGUUUUUGCCUUUAUUGGGAAAACUUGCAAUGAGCAUUUAAAUUCGUUUGUUUGUCUUAUUUGUUGUGUGUGCAUGACAUAGUGUGGCCGGCUGACCUCUUCACAUGACUGGGGUGAAUUAAAAAUUUGAAUUAAAAAAUGUCAACUUCCCUCCUUUCUCACAGAGUGCUCUCUGAUUGGCUGAGUUUCUGUAUCACAUGACAAUUUGCAUAAACACAUCCAUUGGUUUUAUUGGUGAUGGUGGCAAAGUGUAUAUGCA
Messenger RNA from Labeo rohita (rohu), 9241 nucleotides. RefSeq names its product potassium channel, subfamily K, member 9 (gene kcnk9). Lineage: Eukaryota; Metazoa; Chordata; Actinopteri; Cypriniformes; Cyprinidae. The coding region runs from base 912 to 2390 and encodes 492 amino acids. Gene Ontology annotation, biological process: stabilization of membrane potential; potassium ion transmembrane transport. Gene Ontology annotation, molecular function: potassium ion leak channel activity. Gene Ontology annotation, cellular component: membrane. The record is from RefSeq and is a predicted model, not a curated record. The transcript has 2 exons.